Messenger RNA from Cylicostephanus goldi, 344 nucleotides. NCBI's taxonomy places the organism in Eukaryota, Metazoa, Nematoda, Chromadorea, Rhabditida, Strongylidae. The record is from the annotation of a GenBank genome assembly.
AUGCUUUCUAACAUAUGCCUGUCUGUGACCUUAAAACUUUUAGGGAAGGGGCGCGACGCAAUCGUAAUUCCACGCGGACCCGUGCAGGCUAAAGGUCUUCUUCUGUCAUGCAUUCGAGAUCCCAAUCCAUGUAUUUUCUUCGAGCCAAAGGUUCUUUAUCGACUGGCGGCUGAAGAGGUACCCACUGGGGACUAUAUGAUUCCACUAAGUAAAGCAGAUGUUGUCAGAGAAGGUAUGUCAUUUUUUCAGAAUAUGUUGUUACAGUUAAUUCGCUUAAGAACGCGGAUUUUAUGCUGUUCUCACAACCUCUUUUGCAUCUUGCUGAUACUCAGUUGUCAGUAGUU